UUGUUUUCGCGAUUGGUUGUGCGUCGUGGUACUGUGCUCGGUCUUGUGACAAAGAGUUUAGUGCUGGCGAUUAAAAGUGACAAAGUUUUUAGUGCGGAAUACUUACUUCGUGAUGAUGGAGAUAGAAGUACACACACAGAAGUUGAUCAUAAUUUUUAUGUUCGAACAAGUGGAUAUGAAAUGAGUGACUACUUAAACUAAUGUGAUUAAAAUGUACUGUUCUUAGUACAAAUGAGCAGUAUUUUGUGACCAGCUGUGGAAGAUAGCUGGUACUAUGAGAGAUAAACUAACUCCAGCUGUUUCGUUCGUAGCAACAGCAGCCAAAAUCUACGAACUGUGCUAGUAAACAAUAAAUAGGCGAAAACUAAUAAUCGGCAGAUAUUCAACGAAAUCGCGUGCAAACUAUCAAGUAAACAAACCAUUCGCGUCUGAUUCUAAACAUCACAGUACGUGGAUCAUCAUCUAACUAGUACCUACAAGGAAAGGAAAAGGUCACAUCAUGACGAGAACUAGCAGUAUUGCGGCAGCAUUUAUUUGCAUACUACAUUUAGUCGCAGCUUCAGCACCUCAGCAGAAAAAGUGUGGCCUCUACGGGCAGGUACCGUGCACCUUCGUUCCGGCACCACCAGGAGUGACGCCUAAGUGUGCAUCACCCGGGAGCACCUAUUGCGAGCACAACGCCGACUAUCCUUCAUUUCUGAUCCAACAGUUAGUCACCAGGAUGGGCUUGCAACGCAUCUUGGCGAACGAGGAACGCGUGCAGUUCAACGCAAAUCAUCAAGGGGACGAGCAGCGUCGUCAUCUUCACUAUCGACACUACUACGGUCCCGAUAUGCAGAGUGGACCAGCAGAGAAAAAAACCACCACCCAUGAAGGUUACACCUAUGAGCAUCCCAAACAGCAGCAACAGCUGCACUAUCAACCGAACGCCAUUAAGGUUGGUUACGACCAGAAACCAUCAACAUCACUGGUGCCCCAACCAAUCUACAUCCCGAAACCGCAGCAUUCGUUUAAUUACAACACCUACGUGCGAUCUCCGGUGGUUCAUAAAGUCGAGACCACGGCCACUUUCAGCGGUUAUUUCUAUCCUCGCCCCGUCACUCAGUACAGCCCUGCCGAGUGGUUGAAAAGGUUCGCGCGUGAUCUCAGUGAUCAACGAGCGGCGAAAAAAUCCAACCGGCGAUCAUCGCCCAGUCCGAACGAACUGAUCCCGACUCCCUUCCGGUUGCCCCCGGAGCUGGAGAUUAAACCAUCACCGUUCCGGCCGGCUUCGUUCGGUCUGCUGCUGAUGAACGAGACAACCUAUCGUGACAGUUUGGCUCGAUCGCGCCAGAAGCGACAGACCACGGACGGACGGACGCAGCUCUGUCAGACGCGGGAAAUGUUCGUUACGCCUCAGGCGGCGCUUAACACGAAAGGCAACUGGAUGUACGUCGUCAAUCAUGACGAAUCACGACAGCUGGUGAAGGCGGAAAUUUGUUCGUCAACGGAGUGCUCCAAUCUGUGCAAUUUGCCAAAUGGGUACAACUCCAGGUGUGAGCAGAAGUUCUCGCAGAAGCGGUUAUUGACCCUGGACAGUGACGGGCAGAGUCUGUACGUCGACACCUACUGGUUUCCGAGCUGCUGCGUGUGUACCCUGGCGGAAAACAACUGAGACGUUGUGCAAGGGGGGAGGGGCGGCAGCUAUUCCAGGAUUCGGUUCCGGGUGCGUGCCAGCACAAUGACUGGUAAGUUUCUCGAUAUCCAACAGGUAGAACAAUCAACUGUACGAAUUUUAGAUCAAGCGUUAAAUUAUUAUUGUGACAAUUUGAUUACCUCGAAGCUAAGCUAGGAAGUAAGCAGUGCAAUUGUGAUUUUUAUUUUUAAUUUUAUACAUUAGUUGCUGUUAGUAGUGUAGGUUAAGGCUUUCAUUUAUCUUCGCGAUGCUACU
Topomyia yanbarensis is the source of this 1930-nucleotide messenger RNA. RefSeq names its product protein spaetzle 5 (gene spz5). The record is from RefSeq and is a predicted model, not a curated record. Bases 500 to 1654 code for a protein of 384 amino acids. Lineage: Eukaryota; Metazoa; Arthropoda; Insecta; Diptera; Culicidae. Gene Ontology annotation, cellular component: extracellular region. Gene Ontology annotation, molecular function: growth factor activity; Toll binding. The transcript has 6 exons. Gene Ontology annotation, biological process: central nervous system formation; regulation of Toll signaling pathway; innate immune response.